Molecule: messenger RNA, 2163 nt
Organism: Eremothecium cymbalariae DBVPG#7215
Lineage: Eukaryota; Fungi; Ascomycota; Saccharomycetes; Saccharomycetales; Saccharomycetaceae
Gene: NUP85
Product: Nup85p
Exons: 1
Coding region: 1-2163 (720 amino acids)
Biological process (GO): positive regulation of DNA-templated transcription; protein import into nucleus; mRNA export from nucleus
Cellular component (GO): nuclear pore outer ring
Molecular function (GO): structural constituent of nuclear pore
Source: RefSeq, a predicted model, not a curated record
AUGACUUUAAAACCAACCGAAGAUAUGUUAAUGGAUGUAGAUGGCCUAGAAUUUGCAACUACAGAAAGCAGUGACUCUGGAAAACAGGAUCUACAAUUUGAUGUUGAUCCUGUAUGCAAUGUUCCUAUGGUCUCAUUUCCAACUUUAUCAAAACAGCCAGAUGAUAAGAACCUUCAUUUUAAAUUUGGGCCAGUGUUUUCGAGAAGUUUUGCCUUUAAUAAAAGUGCAGCUUCUACAGCAUUAUUCCCCGUUGCCAUUCCAUAUAUUGAUAAUUCAGUAGAAUUUUCCCAGUACGUCUCUAAACUCUUUGAAAUAUACAAGAGCUUAGGGCCUGAUAAACAAUUCAAUAUUCCUACGAUUGGUCUGAUUAAGCAUUCUUCGACACUGGAACACAAUCAAACAGUGAAUCUGGCAUUUGAAGCUGUUGUUUCUGAACUGGAGUUCUUUAUUGAAUCUUUAAAGUUCUCAAACAAACAUCAAAGAUUUGUUGAUCUGGAAGAAUGCUUAUGUAUCUUAAGCUGCUUAAAGACAGUCCAGUUUACGCUGGACUCGGAGGAGCCCGAAUCAAGGGCCAAAUUCAUUAACUCUUUAAUUAAUUGGGUGAAUAGAUCUGAUGGAGAACCGAGUGAAGCAGUUAUUGCUAGAGUUCUUGAUAAUUCAAUUUCAACGCCCGUACACAAGAAUCCUUAUACCUGGAGCUUAUUAUGCCAGUUAAUAUUACGAGGCUUGUUUGAGCAGUCUGUAGCCGUACUAGAAAGGUCUGGGCUUUUGGAUUAUAUGAAAAGUAGAUGUUCAGUCACCCAUACGAUGUUGCUAGAUGUUACUAAUUUGUUACAAAGUUACCCUUAUGAAUCUGAAACGGUAUUUAGGGAAUGGAAAGAUUUGGUUUUGCAAUUAUAUGCUCACUGGAAUCAAAGUACAUUGAAUAUUGAGCCAGAGUUGAAGUCAUCGCUGGAGGAUGUUUUAUUGAUUAUGUCCGGCAACAAGUCAAAAAUCUUAUAUUAUUCCAAAACAUGGUACGAAUGUUACUGUGGUUUGAUGCUCUACUAUAUCCCAGCUUUGCAGUUAUCAGAAGAAUAUUUGCAAAUCGCCCUUCAAGAAUAUCCUCUUGAUAUCACUAGUACUUGGGAACAAGCAUGCGUGGACAUAAUAAUGGGCAAAAUUUAUUCUAUUCUACCAGUUCUGGACUCCCUGGAUAGCUGUACCGCGGCAUUUACCGCAUCAAUUUGCGAAGCUAAAGGGUUAUUAGAGAAUGAUCUGAUGGAAGAUGGCGGUUUGGAUUAUUUUAAUGAUCAAGAAGAAUUUCUUGGAGUAAGAAGUACCAUGUCUAGCUAUUUAUUGAAUCAAUUCGCACUAAGCAUAGUAACGUACGAGGACAAAGAUCUAUGGCCAAUUGCAGUUGGUAUAUUAUCCUUGACUCCAAAUUAUAGUGAUACAGUGAAAAGAAUGAUUAUUGCAGAGUUGCUACCCCAUUAUCCGUUUAAGACUAACGAUGAUAUCGAAUGGAUGUUGACAAUAUGUGCAAAAUGGAAACUGCCUCAUGUUGCAAGGACUGUUUACAGGAUACUGGGUCAGGAUGCUCUAUACCUGAAUAACGUUAUUGAAGCGAUGUCCAAUUUCAGUAAGGCAGGCGAAUUCGAAUGGGUGAAGCAUUAUUCAUGGAUGAUCUUUGAAGCCUCGGUACUUCAGGGGUCUCCAUUAGAAGACGAAAUUGUUAGUGCAAUAAUUGUGAAUGGAAAUCAGUCCGAAAUUCCUAAAGAGUUAAUAGAUGCCAUGGUCACAACGGUCAUGAAGCAAACUUUAUCACCGUAUGCAGUAUUGUUUGAGUUUUACCAAUCUGCUAACAACAACCAAUGGGAAGAAGCUUUGGAAUUAUUGCUUUCUUUGAUCGAAUUUCCCUACUUGCCUCCUCAAUAUCUCAUUCUUCUUCUUGGGCGUUUCAUCUAUCCAAAAUUUUUGCAAGAUGAUUCUAAACUUAUCAAGGAACGUGAUAUUUUGCGCAUUAUUAAAUCACUUGAAAAGUUUGACAACUCCAACGAAACUACGAGAGCACUAUACAACCAAUUACUAAUUAAAGACGAUACAUUGCCCCACGAAAUGGCAUCAUUAAUCCAGCUAAUCAGGACCAAAUUGAAUUUCAAGUUGUGCCAAGAAUUCAUGUAA